Messenger RNA from Rhodotorula toruloides NP11, 4845 nucleotides. RefSeq lists its product as uncharacterized. Lineage: Eukaryota; Fungi; Basidiomycota; Microbotryomycetes; Sporidiobolales; Sporidiobolaceae. The transcript is spliced from 4 exons. The record is from RefSeq and is a predicted model, not a curated record. Bases 1 to 4845 code for a protein of 1614 amino acids.
AUGGGCUCGCCAAUAACGCUCAAGAGCUGGUUCGCGUCAGUCGAGCCGGGCGCGCCUCCGGGCGACCGCUCGCUCGCUGUGUGGAUCUUCGGGUUGCGGGGCGAGGAGGAGGAACCUGUCGCGCUGCAGCUGAUGGAGCGUCUCGGCAAGAACUCCUUUCGCACGGAGCUGGACGGUGAGAGGCGGACAGUCAAGCUGGAGGGGCCUUUGGCGACGGACAGAGCGAAGACUGCAGGCGUCGACGAGAUGUACAUCAACACGUUCAGGGACGGCAUCACCGAGCACCUCGAGUUCACUCUCCACGCCGCCCUUGCGCUCCCGCCUCACAAAGUCCGCCUCUCCGUUGCCUUCCCUCGCUCCCUCCGCUCUUCGCCCAGCAAGAAGCACUCGAGUCCGAAGAAACCUCCCGCAGUGCCCGAUGAGCCGCUUCCCGACUCGCUCUUCGACCUCGGAACCGGUUAUCAGUCGCCUGCCCGCGCGCGCAGGACGCGGAAAGAGCUGGCGGAGGAGUUGCACGCUGCGAGGCAGAGACGCGACCCGUUCGCUGUCCUGCGAAGGGAUGCGACGACGACGAGUUCGACAUUCGCUCGGCAGGACCGAGACGAAGGUGUUGCGAGCGACGACGAGGAGGAGGCGGACAUGGACGAAGUCGAGGAAGAGAAGGACGCGAAGACAGAGAUGCUACUCGAGGCUCCGACCUUUGGGGUCGCCGACGCUCCUGCGCAGUCGGCACCGCCGAGCGAAGCCAGCCCGCCUCGAGCCGAACCUGCCGCAGGUCCCACCCAGCCUUCCAGCGGCCCUCCCUUCGACAACAGCACCAUCCCCCCUACUCCAGCUUUGACCGACGAAGCGCCUCCCGCAUCUUCCGGUCCCCAGUCUGCCAAAACCCCACUUCGUGCCCGCCCGUCCAGCAAAAAGGCUCGCCUCGCCUCUCUCACCGCCAGCUUCUUCAAGUCUCGUCCGACUACACCUUCCAGCUCCACGUCUGUCGCAGGACCUUCGAAAGCUGUUGCUUCGAAUCCAGCCUCGACCAGCACCAUCGCCGCCGUCCUCUCCACUUUCUUCCAGAAACAGCCGCCUUCAUCGCCUCCUCCGUCCUCGAAGCCGACUGCGACAAAAUCGCCAGCUCGUACGCCCGUCAAGCGCGUAGUCGCCCUCGCAGACUGCCUUGCGUCGUCUUCGCCUGCUCUCGUCUCGCGGCUGGAGAGGGCGGCAGGUGAUGCUGGGACCGCCGGUCCCGAGCGGGACCGGACCGAUGAAACGAAGGCGGAAGAGAAGAAGGAGGAGGUGAUCGCGGAGGGCGUCGAAAUGGAUAUCGAGCAGAGCGCGGCGGAACCCUCGGUGGUCGAGACCGCGGAGAACGGCGCUGCUUCUGCGGCAGCCGCGCAGCAGUCAGCGGCGACCGCCGUCGAUGUUACGGCACCUACCGAGACCCAGGAGAUACGAGCUGGGGACGUCGUCGAGAAGCAGGAAGAGAAGGCGGAACCGAUGGUUGUUGACGAAGGUGCGGCGCUCACACCGCCUGCCCAAAUCGCAGCGACGCCGCCUCCGUCUGCAGGACCGCCUCGUCAGCCGACCGCCUCUCCCUUCGCCCAUUUGCACUCUCGCACUGCCUCGCCCCGUCGCUCUCCUUUUCUCGCAUCCCCUCGCGCAGCAGCCGUCGCGCCCUCGGAGCGCUACUCCUCGAUUGAACCGGCUUUCCCUUCGUCGCAAGGCGGGAUCUCGUCGCUCUUCCACGACUCUGCCGACGAGGGUGACGGAGACGACGACUCGGCAGACUUGACGGCUCAGCAGAUCAGCGAGUUCGUCGAGCGCGAUCUCGCUAGCAGCGUCGUCGAUGAGGACGAGUACAAGCGGGAGAGGCCGCCAAAGUCGAGCGUUGCUGCUCGUCCGCCGAAAGAGCUGGCCAACGCUCCGCUCGUCAAGGCAGCUCCUCCUGCGACCGAACCGUUCGCCGUCGAUCAGGACCAGCAGAUGGAACCGACGCAGGCUCCCGUCCCUACAGCAAGCGCCGAGACGGUUCCCGCCGCUGCGCCACCGCGAGAAAACGCACCUCCGCCACUUGUUGACUCUGUCGCUGCGCCCGCCGAGCCUGAGCCUGCUUUCGAGGCUUCGCCGUCGACGUCGACUGCUACGCCUCCGUCAGCAGCCGCUGAGCUGAUCGCGCCUCCUCAGCACAGCGAUCAGCCCGCAUUGAUUGCACAAGACGAGCAACUCGCCGAGCCGCCGGCCGAACCUCCCGUACAACUGGACGGAGCUUCGUCUGUCCCGUCGCCCGAGCUUGCCAGCUACGACGCGGCGAAAGCAUCGAUCGAGGCGGCAGCGCAGGAGGCGACCGAGCACGUUGUCGGACGUGCAGUCGGGAGUGCCGUCGAACCGGUCGCAGGUCCCGUCAUCAGCGACGCGCUCGCUGAGAUCGCUGCUCGCGCGUCAGGCGAGGUCAUCACCGGUGUCGUCGGCAGCAUCGUCGACGUGGCAGUUGAGGCUGUCGUGCAAGCAGUGCAGGCGGACAACGAGGAAGAGGCGGCAAAUGUGCAGAGCGAUGAGGAGAAGCAGGACGAGCCUGCGAGGUCGCACAGCGAUGCGAUGGGUUCUCAGGAACCGCAGGACCAGCAGGAGUCGCAGGAACAGCCCGCAGCGGGCGCACCGAUGGCGGACGUCUUCGUUGAGCAGGACUUCCUUGAGCCCGAGCAGUCCAAAGGCCACGAAGGCGGCGCCGAGUUCGCUGCCGAGUAUUGGGCGCAGCUGCAGGCCGGAGAGCUUGCUGCGGAGCGGGAUGCUGAAGCGGAGGAUAAGUUGAUGCACGCCGAGGAACCGAGCAAGAAGCCUCUCAGCGAUGCUUCCGCUCGUUCGCUGACUUCGCCGAACGGCAGUAUCCUCUCCCGAGACGCCGCCGCCAUUGCGUCCGACCCUGUCGCCCUCGCCGCUCUUUCCGCUCUUCGCAACGAGCCGGAACCUCGAGACUCGCCCAACGGCUCCGCGACACCUGGGCAAACAACUGCGGGCUUGUCUCGGGAGUCCUCGCACGAUGUCUUCGGGCCCGUCGACCACGUCAAGAAGCAUCCUUCGUCGUCGACGCCGUCGCAAGGAAGUCGACCGCCUCGUGCACGGACUCUGUCGGCUCGUCAACAGGCAGCACCAGCUGAGGAGCCUGCAUCUCGCCCGCCAGGCAAGAAGGCGCCUCGCCGAGAUUCGACCUUCAUCGGCGUCGAGAUCCUUGUCUCGCCACGAAAACGGCCCGCCCACGCACGGAACUCGACUGCCCCGCCCGCCGCUUCCACCUCGCGAGCCGGUCUUGCGAAGGAGGUUGCCCACUCGCCAGUCGAGCCAAACAUAUUCGACUCUCCCGCUGCUCCCUCGCCUCCGCCUCCGGCCGGCAGCAAAUCGUGGCUGGACGCUCCAGCCGAAGCAAGGCUCAGCCAGCGGCUCGGCCAGCAAGGCGUCGAUGGCGAUAGCCAGGAUGACCUUGACGAUGAGUCGGACGACCCGCUCGCAGAGCCCAUCGUCGGCGAGAAGCCGCAGAACACGUCCCAGCGGUCGCCAGCGCGUCGUUCGAUUGCGCGAGCGAAGGUUGCGAAUGGACCAGAAUCAUCGUCGGACGCCUCGAGUGACGAUGAGGCCGUCGCGAAGAGGCUGUUGAACGGGACGAGUACGAUGGGUCACGCUGACGCUCGCGCGGCGUUCGAGAACGAGCCGGAGCGGGGCCAAGACGACGGCAAGGUGCGGCAGCGUUCUGUCGAGGAGUCGAUACCGCAGCGCAAAAAGCGCGCAGGGGAUGCGACACCUCCGCCCAAGGCCAAACGCCGUCGUGUCUCCUCCUCAGCGUCUCAAGCGGCCCCGUCGACAUCGGAGCACGUCCCUCGACGUCCUUCUCUCGCUGGCAAGGUCCGCCAACCCUCUGCCUCCCAGCCAGCUCCAACCGCUCGCGGCACGCCCGCGCGCGUCAACUCGGCGAGCGCUGCACGCCGGAAGUCUCGGUCGACCAUAGACACGUCGACACCUGGCUCGUCGGCUCGACCUGCGAGGAGUCGCAAACCCGUCGACGGGUGGUGGGACAUCUCUCGCGGGGCAGAGGCAGCCACGGUGUCCGCGAAGAAGCGAGGACGGAACGAGAUGGAGAUGGCCGAGGUGGACAAGAACGACGAACUGGAGAAGGAGGACAAAGCGGUCAAGCGCCAGCGGAAGAGGAGGGCGAUCGAGAGCUCGCCCGAGUUGGGCGCAGACGUCGAGACGCAGGAGCGCCAUGCUGAGCGGGAAAAGUCGGUCGCUCGUGAGGAUGACGGCUACGACAACUCUCGCGACGACGACUUCGACCCGAGUGCUCAUGGCGAAGUCGAGGACGACAAGUCGGUCGCUUCCCCCAAGCCAGCCAAGAAGCCGCCCGUGCCGAAGACGACCCCCGCUGAUGGAGCGAACGGCGGCAAGAAGAAGCGUCGCAAACGCAAGUCGCUUGUCAUGCCCACCUUCCGCAACCGCAAACGCCAGUCCGCCGCCGCCACUGCAUCUGCCUCCGCCUCUCCCGCACCGUCCCAUACGCCCGAUCCGCGCUCGUCGCUCGCUGGCAAGGGGAAGAAGGUCGCUCAGGAGGAGCGCGAGCAGGGUCUGGUGCGCGCGAGUUCGGUCAAGAAGGCUCGCAAGGAGUCUGCGAGCCGGGAAGAGGUGCAGGAGUCGUCGAACGGACGCGCGAAGCCGACGCAGGCGAAGGGUCGUUCAGCGCAGCCGAAGAAGGCGAAGAAAAAUGCAGUCGAAAUGCCGGACUGGGCGGAGGGAGACGAGUGGGCGGGUCUGAGGGAGGUCGGGAUUGCGAGGGAGGCAGACGAGGAUCCAUUUCACUUCUCUGACUGA